CAGUCCCAAAAGCCUUUUAGCAUACACACAGAAGCAACUACGGCACAGUUCACACAGUCACACUUCACACACUGCAGCCAUCUGAGUUCACAGCACCAUGUCCAGUAUAGCUAACCACUUGGCCAGGAGGAAAGCUAGGGAGGAAGGUGAAGGUAGCAACGACAAGGCCAUCCCCUUUAACAAGCAAAACUUCCAGACCCUGAGGAGAGAGUGUCUGGAGAGCGGGAAACUCUUCAGUGACACAUCCUUCCCUGCUGAUUGGAACUCUCUUGGGUACAAUGAGUUGGGUCGCUACUCUUCAAAAACCCGGGGCGUGGAGUGGAAAAGACCAAAGGAGUUGUGCUCAAACCCUCAGUUCAUUGUUGAAGGAGCCACGAGAACUGACAUCUGCCAAGGGGCUUUGGGUGACUGUUGGUUGCUGGCAGCCCUUGCCUCUCUUACCUUGGACAAAGACAUCUUGGCUCGAGUGGUACCCCCUGGCCAGAGCUUUGAUGAGAAUUAUGCUGGCAUCUUUCACUUCCAGUUUUGGCAGUAUGGACAGUGGGUGGAUGUUGUGAUUGACGAUAGGCUGCCCACAAGAGAGGGGAAACUGCUGUUUGUUCACUCAGCUGAGGGCUCAGAGUAUUGGAGCGCCCUGCUGGAGAAGGCCUAUGCUAAAGUCAACAGUUCCUAUGAGGCCUUGUCUGGGGGCUCCACCACAGAAGGCUUUGAGGACUUCACUGGGGGCAUCGCUGAGACAUAUAAUCUUGGCAAGGCCCCACAGUGCCUGUUCAAAAUCAUGAAGAAGGCCCUGGGGCUGGGUUCUCUUUUGGGCUGCUCCAUUGAUAUAACAAGUGCGUACGAGACGGAGGCAGUUACUGGUCAGAAGCUGGUGAAGGGGCAUGCGUACUCAAUCACUGCAGCAGAAGAGGUACACCUGCAUGGGAAUCCAGUUGAGCUGGUGAGGAUCAGAAACCCCUGGGGUCAGGUGGAGUGGACGGGUGCCUGGAGCGAUGAUUCCAGGGAAUGGGAUGGAGUACGACCGGAGGAGAAAGCCAAGCUAGACCACUCUGCCGAAGAUGGAGAGUUUUGGAUGGCCUACUCUGAUUUCCUAAGGCAGUACUCCAAGCUGGAGAUCUGCAACCUGACUCCAGACACGCUGGUCAGUGAUGAAGUGGGUCGCUGGAACCACUACCAGUUUGAGGGGAUGUGGAGGGUAGGCUCUACCGCUGGAGGAUGCAGGAACCAUGCAGCCACAUUCUGCUCUAACCCCCAGUUUGCCAUCAAAUUGGAUGAUGUGGAUGAUGACCCUCAUGAUGGCAAGGAUGGCUGCACCUUCUUGGUGGGCCUCAUGCAAAAAGACAGCCGCAAAGAGAGGAGAUUCAGCCGGGACCUCAACACCAUUGGCUUUUCAAUAUACCAGGUUCCUGAUGAGUAUAAGGGCCGCACCAACAUCCACCUGGGCCCAGAUGUGCUGCUGAGACAGAAGUCUGUGGCAAUGAGCAAUACCUUCAUCAACCUGCGGGAGAUCUGUGACCGCUUCAAGUUGCCCCCCGGGGAGUACGUCAUCAUCCCCUCCACGUUUGAGCCGCACAAGAAGGGCAGCUUCCUCUUGAGAGUCUUCGCCGAGAAGCAUGCUGCCACCAGUCCAAUGGAAGAGGAUAUCAGUGUGGAAGUUGACGAGCCUGAUAUUACAGAGGGUGAUGUGGAUCCCUACUUCAAACGUCUAUUCUUGCAGAUUGCUGGAAGCGAUUCCGAAGUUUCUGCCUUCGAACUUCAAAAGAUUUUAAACAGAGUGGUAACUCAGAGAUCUCACGUCAAAACGGAUGGAUUUAGCCUCGAGACCUGUCGUCACAUCAUCAGUCUGUUGGAUAUGGAUGGCAAUGCAAAGUUGGGCCUGGUUGAGUUCCAUACUGUGUGGACUAAGAUCCAGAAGUAUUUGGAAAUCUUCAAAAGUCACGACUCUGACAACUCUGGCACGAUGAGCACCCACGAGAUGAGGGAGGCGUUGACUGAAGCAGGAUUUCAGCUUAACAGCGAGGUGCUCCAGCUAAUUGUGUCCCGCUACGCUAACUCAGAUUACUCCAUGGACUUUGACUGCUUCAUGGGCUGCCUGAUACGACUGGAAAUGCUAUUUAAAAUGUUCAAAACACUUGACAAACAUGACAGUGGGAAGAUCGAAUUGGAUGCAUUGCAGUGGGUCUGCCUGGGCCUCAAUUAAGAUUCCAGAGAUAAUAAUCUACUACAGGGACAGAUGAAGACAAACAACUCAAUUGCAUUGGACUCUACGGCAAAAAUUUCUCAAUGUGUUAUUUUACUGUUGCUUUUAUUGAAUGAGACUUGGACAAAAUCAUUUAUAGGGCUCUUGUCUACAAUAGCCUAUGGAUCACUCUACACCAGGGUUGGGGUCAAUCAGAUUGAAAAAAAAACAUUUUAUAUUUUACCAUAAAACAUAUUGAGACCUAGGUCUCUUAUUCAAAUGUGCCCUGCGCAAUACAACAACAAAAAUAUACACAUUAUGGGAAGCACAAGUAAAACAUCACAAAUCACGCAGAAAAACAGUUACAUUCCUACACAAUUAAGUCCCCGGUCAAUACUCUAAACUGCCCCGAACAGCACCAGAAUAUUAAGAUGAAAUGUAUUUUGAAUUUUGUCCCAGCAGCACAGUGCUUUAAAAGUAAAAAGCAGAUUUACCGAGCUUGGUGGAGACCCUAGGAACCUCAAGAUUUAACCAAUCCAAAUGGGGCCUUGUAAACGAAAACAGAGUAAUGUAGAGAUCUACGGAUCUUUAGCGAAGUCCAGCCAACCUAUUGAUACAGUCUGCAGUGAUGAGUAUCACAACGGUCACCUGUAACAAACUGAAAGGCACAAUGGUAGAUGGCAUCCAAAGAACCAUCUAACGAGGGAACAUGUAGUUCCUCUGAAACAUUCUUACAACAUGGAUUUUGUUUUGCCCGUACAUAUAAUUAAUUUCAACUCAGAAUUGAAAUUUGAAUUGAGACAUGAAAAGUCUCAUUCAUAUAAGUAAAAGCAUCUGCCACUAGCCAUAGCACUGCAAAAUAUUGAAUAUAGCAUUUAAAAUAAUAACUUGAUUAUCACUUAAAUAUGUUUAUUUUAUGUUUCGUUUUUUUGGAUGUUAGAUUGUAACUAUAUUCAUGAUAUACAGGGAGCUCCAACAGUAUUGGGACUGUGACAAUUUGUUUUGUUUUGAAAUGAUACAAUGACUUAUGAGGUUGAAGUGCAGACUGUCAGCUUUAAUAUGAGGGUAUUUUCAUCCAUAUCGGGUGAACUGUUAAGAAAAUACAUCACUUGUAGGGGACCAAAAGUAUUGGGACAAAUUCACUUACACUGUAUGUGUAUUAAAGUAGUCAAAGGUUUAGUAUCAGUCCCAGAUUCCUAGCACACAAUGAUUACAUCAAGCUUAUGACUCCACAAACCUGUUGGAUGCAUUUGCUGUAUGUUUUGGUUGUUUCAGAUGAUUUGGUGCCCAAUAGAAAUGAAUGGUAAAUAAUGUAUUGUGUCAUUUGAGUCACUUUUAUUGUAAAUAAGAAUAUAAUAUGUUCCUAAACAGUUCUACAUUAAUGUGGAUGCUACCAUGAUUAAGGAUAGGGAAUAAUGAUGAGUGAAUGUUACAGAUGCAAAAAAUAAAGACAUGCUAACCUCUCACAAUUACAAUAAGGAAGUUAGCAUUUUUGGGGGGUA
Messenger RNA from Oncorhynchus gorbuscha (pink salmon), 3681 nucleotides. RefSeq names its product calpain 8 (gene capn8). The coding region runs from base 98 to 2200 and encodes 700 amino acids. Gene Ontology annotation, cellular component: cytoplasm. Lineage: Eukaryota; Metazoa; Chordata; Actinopteri; Salmoniformes; Salmonidae. The record is from RefSeq and is a predicted model, not a curated record. The transcript is spliced from 21 exons. Gene Ontology annotation, molecular function: calcium ion binding; calcium-dependent cysteine-type endopeptidase activity. Gene Ontology annotation, biological process: proteolysis.